Messenger RNA from Cetraspora pellucida, 375 nucleotides. The record is from the annotation of a GenBank genome assembly. Lineage: Eukaryota; Fungi; Glomeromycota; Glomeromycetes; Diversisporales; Gigasporaceae.
AUGAAUGCUUAUAAACAUGUCCCAAAUGAGGUCACUAAAAAUAAAAUGGAUUUAGAAGAGACUUUAGGCCAAGAAACACAAAUACAAAGCGUGUCAUCACAAGAAGUUAUAGUGGAAAAUAAGGAUAAUGAAUCUACAAGUGAAUUGGUUAACGAAGGACUGGAAUUCUGGAACAAACGAAGAGAAUUAUGGACCCGCGAGAAUCAAAAUAUUUCAGGAACUUCUGAUAACAGAGAUAACCCGGCUUUAUUGAACAUUACUCCAAAUAAUUAUAAUUCCAUAUAUGAUUCUCUAGUUUGUGAAAAGAAAAAGUUAGCAAGACCUGUUCCUUUACCUUACGUGUGGGUGGAAAAGAGAUGGUAUUUGGCCUACUGA